UGUCCGCCAGAAAUUCACUAUGAAACGAGAUAAAAGGCUGCCGGUUGAAAGUGGGAAAGGAGUACUAAAUACACACGUACAUAUAUCCAUACAUUUUUAUCUACUAGACCAAACACUGUAUUGCACUAACACACAAAAGAGAGAAUUUUAGGCAGAAUCAAACAAUAUUUGAAAAGUUAAUUGCAAGAGAGCGCCGCCCGAUCAGAUCAACAUUUUCGCUCCAACGCCGCCGCCCACGCUAUAAAUAGAAUGGAAGCACCAACACACGGCAAGCAAAAAGCAAAGGCAUGUGUGUGUGUGCAUUGAGAGCGAUUGCAAAAGAGCCGUUUCUCUCUCGCAUAACACGCUCGCCAAACAGGUUUUCGAGCAAGAGCAAGAGAGAGAUGACUACAAUUCGACUGCGACACACAUUUUUUUCCUGCUCGCUCAACAGUUUUUUUCGCCGCUCCACAUGAUCCGGAGCUGUUUUGCCGUUCUGCUGCUUUGAUGCGUGUUUGUGUGCCUAAAAACCUGCAGCAGAUUUGUGAAAAUUGGAAAACCAGCGCCCCUGAGCCCGUGCACAGACAUUGAUAUCAACGGACAAGCAGCGCGAGAGUCGCAUCCCCGCAAAAAGAGACAGCCACAGAGAGAGAGAGAGAGAGAGAAACAGACUGAUGUAACCGUAUGUGUGAGCGCAGUAUCUGUAGAAAAUGUUCUCUGACGUAAGUAUUCGGGCCUGACAGCUAAGAGAGAGAGCGAUAGCUUUGAUAUUAUCGCACUGUAAACAGUCGAUUAAGCAAGGGCUUUAUACGACUAGAAACGAUUUUCCAAUCAAGAAUGAAUAAAAUCGUAAAGCUCGCGCUUAUUGUUGGGUUGUCAGCGAUUGCAGAUGAACAAAUACAGCAGGAACAGUGUGGAAAUGGUGAUGAAGGCAAACAGUUUGACGACGGCGGCGUACAACGCACAAGAAACGUGCUGACGCUGGAGGAGCGUGUGGCGGUCAUUCGGCAGUACGACAUUCUGCCGCUGUACAGCAAGAUAGCCAAGAAUUUCAACUGCAGCUGGGAGCAGAUCAAGAGCAUCGUGUCCAAUCGCGAGGCCAUUAUGGAGUGUUACGAAGCCUCGCGCCGCCACAGCGAUCCGCCCAAUGAGGAGGUGCGCGGUCGCAAACUCAACUUUCUGGGCCUCUGCCUGUACGAGUACAUGAAAAGGGCGCAGUACUAUCUGCACGUGGACAUCAACGAGGAGCUGAUACGCACCAAGGCGGUGGAGUUUCGGAAUCUCAUGCACAUCGAGGGCUUCAUGCCGAACAAGCCGUGGAUCAAUCACUUCAAGGCUGCCUACAACAUCACGCUAUCGAAUCGAAAGAUCACCAUGACACGCAAACCAUCACGCUCCAUGGACCUCAGCGACAUUAUGUCCUACUGCGGCCGGCACACGUCCAUGUGCAAGAAUAUGGUCAAUAGUCCCGAAGUGCCAGCACCAGCAGCUACACCAACCACGAGCCAAGACGGACACUUGGCUUCACCACGCUCCCUGUACCGCACCAAGACACUGGUGGCCGCCUCUAGUCAGAACCAGGCCACCCUCGUGGAGGUUCAGCAGCGACGCAAGCGAAAGAUUAACUUUCUGGAGAAGGCCCUCUACGAGUACAUCGCACGCUCACAGAUCCACCAAAAGGGCAGACCCGAUAUGGACAACCUGCGCUCUGUGGCCAUCAGUCUGCGCGACAUACUGAAAAUUGAGAAUUUCUUUCCCGACAAAAUCUUCUUCAAUCACUUCAAGAGCCACUACAACUUUAGCUUCUCGCAGGGCGUGCCGCUAAACCAUCGCAGAGUGCCCCUGUCCCUGGAUCUGCGGGACAUUGUCAGCUACUGCGGUCGUAACGAUAGUCGCUAUGCGGAGCAGGAGCGCUCCAGUGUGCGUCUGGAUCCCAAGACAAAUGCGGAGGUGGAUGAAGCGAAGGCAAAUGAGGGUCCAAGUGUGUUGUUGUCUCCAAGAGCGGACUCUUCGGACAAAGCAAACGAAGAUUGUGUUGACGCUGAUGAAGACGAUGACUGCAUUGCCAUUGAGGAGCAGCCCGAACUGAUCGAAAUCAAUGACGAUGAGGAUGAACCCGAGAAUCCCACGCAGCCAGCAAAGCGUUCGAGUCAACACCUGACUGAGUCGGCUGCUCAACCACUGAAGAUACAGAAAGUUGAGUCCCUCCAUGCCGCCACAGCUGCACCGCCAGUGGCUGCUGCUACUCCAAGCAAUGAGGCAGACUUAGAGCCAGAGCUGCCUCGCUGUGUGCAGAACUAUGAGGAUGCAUUGCUUUUGCUCAAGCCGCUGGAGGAUUUUGCGCUCAUGGAGAAAAACUAUCGCGCCAUCGGGCUGCUUGUUCAGCUGGAGCAGAUCUUUAAGAAGAAUGACCUAAAGUUGAGGAAACAGUAGUAGAAAAUGUACCAAAUAUUAGCCAGAAGCUAAAUGUACAUAUUACAUUAAGAACAAUUAGUUGCUGAAAUAAUUGAAUUCCACUUGGAAAAGAUGCGUCAAAAAGUUGCUCGAAAAGUUCUUGUACAAAGUAUAAAAUGAAUUGUAAUUGUUUAACUGAAGGCAGUCGCAAUUUUUAACUUCUUUAUUCAAUUAAAGAGAGUACAAAGUAACCAAAAUAUUUAAAAAAUAAUGUUAUAACGUAUU
Molecule: messenger RNA, 2658 nt
Organism: Drosophila guanche
Lineage: Eukaryota; Metazoa; Arthropoda; Insecta; Diptera; Drosophilidae
Exons: 3
Coding region: 817-2412 (531 amino acids)
Molecular function (GO): DNA binding
Source: RefSeq, a predicted model, not a curated record